This is a messenger RNA of Amblyraja radiata (thorny skate), 1656 nucleotides long. It is a transcript of the gene dedd2, whose product is annotated as death effector domain-containing 1. Gene Ontology annotation, molecular function: protein binding; DNA binding. The record is from RefSeq and is a predicted model, not a curated record. The transcript is spliced from 4 exons. The coding region runs from base 5 to 907 and encodes 300 amino acids. NCBI's taxonomy places the organism in Eukaryota, Metazoa, Chordata, Chondrichthyes, Rajiformes, Rajidae. Gene Ontology annotation, biological process: apoptotic process; extrinsic apoptotic signaling pathway via death domain receptors; regulation of apoptotic process. Gene Ontology annotation, cellular component: nucleolus.
GCGCAUGCGCGAGUGGAAGGUACCAGAAGGAGGAAGAAGCAGACGGAGAGGGAAGAUGGCGGCGGCGAGAGAGACGACGACGACGACGACGACGGGACGGUUCGGGAGACGGAGGCGCCAGUCGGCCCCGGUGUCGGACGGCGCUGCCAAGCGAGCGCGGUGGCGGCAGGAGCAGGAGGAGAGGGAGGAGGAGGAGGAGGAGGCCGCCUACUGCCACAUGGUGUCCCUGCACCAGAUGUUCCAGCUGGUCGGCUCGCAGCUCAGCCAGGCCGACGUGGACGCCAUGUCCUUCCUGCUGGACGAGGCCUACCCGCCCGCGCUGGGGCCCGGGCCCCUGGACACCCCCCACCGCCACCACCACCGGCACAGCCCGGCCCGGCCCACCAGCUGCAGCGGCGUCCGGCUCCUCUACCAGCUGGAGCGCCGCGGCCUGUGCGACGAGGCCAGCCUCGGGCCUCUGCUCCAGCUGCUGCGGGUCAUCACCCGCCACGACCUGCUGCCCUAUGUGGGGCAGAGGCGGCCCGCCGCCGCAGUGUCUCCUGAGAGAUGUGAUCAAGCAAGAUGGGUAUCUGGAACGACAGACCGGAUGGAAAGCUGCUUAAAUUCGGAGCAGGCUGAUUCAACACGGAGGAAUUGGGAAUCAGGAACAUCUUCAAACAGGCCACAGAGUGUAGGACACGGCAGGGGGAGAGGCCGGGCUGCUGGUAAACGAAGGGGCCGCAGGAGCAAUGUGCCCUAUAACCAGGAAGCAACGGACGAGCAGUCUCCCCAGUUACCAAAAGCAACAUGUGGUGAGUCUUUGUUUUCCCUGUCCAGCCAUUGUGCUUGCUUUAAUGUUACACUCAGUUUUCAGCGCCACCUCUUUAAGGACAGUUUUUUUUGUGUGGCUGUCUGCUCAACUGCCUAGAUGGUUGCACAUUCAUCAACCAAAGCUGAGUUUAUUGGGUAUUAAAUCCUACUGGUUUUUAAUUACGGCAAAUGCCCUCGAUGUGAAAUGGAAUUAUUGUAUAUUGAAAGAUCGAGGGGGGUGGGGGGUGGUUUAGACACGACAUGUUCGCGGGUCACAAUGAACGGGGCACCAGCAAAGAUAUGUCCUGUUAAUGAAUGCUUACUCAGAUUAGCAGUUGCUAAUAUCUCACCACCCCUAGAAGAUUGGUCAGUGCAAAAUUAAUCUCUGGUCUUCACCAGAUGAAAGUGAUUAUUCUGUGGACAGUUCAGUUUCCAGUAAUCACAAUAGCAAAACAGCUUUGCCAGAUUGGAUGUGUUUUCUUCCCCCACCCCCCCACUCUGGGGACACACUAUUCUGGAAGAAAGAUUUAGCUUUGCCUUUGGGGGUAGCACCUCAUGUUAAAGCUGCCUUGUAAACUUUGCGAUCCUUUUUCUGAUAUGUAAAAUUCCAUUUUUAAUAGCUAUGUGUACAAGAGGGUUUCUAAAUAAUAGUGCCUGGUCAGUGAAGAGUGACAGUACAAUGAAUAACUCUGAGGCAAUGGUACGGCCUUUUAAGACCAUUUUUCCGAUCAAAUUCUUAAUGUCUCAUUUCUUGCGUAGUUGGGUUGGGGAGGUAGCGAUUUGGUGCAGAAAUCUGUACCCGUGCCCACAAGUCAAUACUUGCAUGGUGUCCAUCUUGGAGCGAUUAGUGUGGGGUUUUUUUUUUGC